Molecule: messenger RNA, 502 nt
Organism: Clupea harengus (Atlantic herring)
Lineage: Eukaryota; Metazoa; Chordata; Actinopteri; Clupeiformes; Clupeidae
Gene: rplp2b
Product: ribosomal protein, large P2b
Biological process (GO): translation; cytoplasmic translational elongation
Cellular component (GO): ribosome; cytosolic large ribosomal subunit
Molecular function (GO): structural constituent of ribosome
Source: RefSeq, a predicted model, not a curated record
UUUCACAUAGGCCCGCCUACUGAAACUUCUUCCGUUUUCCAAACCAACGCAACUUCCUUUCCGCCCGUACGAGCUCUGCCGUGAACACGACAUACCACGCUCUCAGAAAAGAUGCGUUACGUAGCUGCUUACCUGCUCGCGUCCCUCGGUGGCAAGGAUAGCCCAAAUGCCGCCGACAUCAAGAAAAUCCUUGACAGCGUUGGUAUUGAGGCCGAUGACACACGCUUGGACAAGGUCGUCUCAGAACUCAGUGGCAAGAGUGUGGAGGAGGUGAUCGCUCAGGGCUACGGUAAACUGGCCAGCGUACCCUCCGGAGGCGCUGUGGCUGUGGCCGCCUCUGCUGGUGGAUCUGGUGGUGCCGCUGCUCCUGCUGCCGCAGCUGCUGAGGAGAAGAAGGAAGAGAAGAAGGAGGAGUCUGAGGAGGGAUCCGAUGAUGACAUGGGAUUCGGACUUUUCGAUUAAACUCUGAACCAAGCUAAUAAAAUAUUUGUAUAAACGGCCA